CAAGACGCAAGCAAACUCGAUCGAAUCAAGACGCGUCGAAAGCCAAAUCAGCGCAAGAUCCGAAGACGGAUAGCGAGACGUCGUCGAGUUCGAGAAUCGAUCUUCAUGGCAUACGAUCACACGGAUUACUGUCACAAUAUAAACAUGUCCGAAAAUGAAGAAAAUAAAAACCUGAAUUCUGAAGUGACGUUGCUGGACGACGAAGAUAAAAAUUUUGAUGAUUUGUUAAUAAGUAUUGUGAAAGAAUAUCCACACCUAUAUGACAGCAGUUGUAAAGAUUAUCGCGAUGUGAUAAAAAAAGAGAACUCUUGGUUAGAGAUAUCUAAAAUUUUGGCCACGUCUCCGGAUGUUUGCUGCAAUCGCUGGACUCGUCUGAGAGAAUCUUUCUCUAAAGAAAAGAAAAAAAGACAAAAUGAAACGACAAGGGGAAGUGGAGCCUCUAAAAGACGAGGAUUUGUAUACUUUGAGUCUAUGAAAUAUAUUGACAAAUUUGUCAAAACUAGAAAAUCGAUAACCAACAUCAAGUUACAAAAAACGUAUAAUAUUUCUGAUUGUUUAAAAGACAAGAAUCUAAAUAAAGAAGUGACGUUGCUAAACGACGAAGAUAAAAAUUUUGAUGAUUUGUUAAUAAGAAUUGUGAAAGAAUAUCCACACCUAUAUGACAGCAGUUGUAAAGAUUAUCGCGAUGUGAUAAAAAAAGAGAACUCUUGGUUAGAGAUAUCUAAAAUUUUGGCCACGUCUCCGGAUGUUUGCUGCAAUCGGUGGACUCGUCUGAGAGAAUCUUUCUCUAAAGAAAAGAAAAAAAGACAAAAUGAAACGACAUGUGGAAGUGGAGCCUCUAAAAGACGAGGAUUUGUAUACUUUGAGUCUAUGAAAUAUAUUGACAAAUUUGUCAAAACUAGAAAAUCGAUAACCAACAUCAAGUUACAAAAAACGUAUAAUAUUUCUGAUUGUUUAAAAGACAAGAAUCUAAAUAAAGAAAUUUCAAAUUGGGUGCAGCAUGGCAAACAGACUCUGGAAAAAGAAAGAACUUCUUUGGAACAAAUUGAUGCAAACAUAUUUUCACCAAUAAAAAAAUGCCCAAUACCGGAAACAUCACCCACUAUUAGUAAUUUUGAUGAUGCGUCAUGCGCAUCUUUUCUUUCGACGACAGAAAGUAGUACAAAUGAUUUCAAACAUGAAUUAUUGUCAACUCGGUCAUCAUCCGACACGAUUAACUUUUCACGCCUUUCUUCAACGAGCGUAAGAUCUACCGGCACUUUCAAAAAGCCGUCAUAUGCGAAGGGCAAAUUUAAUCCUAAUAUAUCAAUUAAAAAAGACGGAAAAAAUACAGAAUCUGAAAACGAUAAGUUCAAAGUGUCUUUUAUUAAUUUGAAUCAAGCAGUUACAGAGCAUUUGAAUUCUAAAAAAGAUGGUGCACAAAUGCAGAAUGAUCCAGACACUUUAUUUUGCAAUCUGGUUAUGGCGGAAUUAAAACAAUUGGAUAAUGAUAUAAAACAAGUCAAGAAACAAGAAAUCAUGCAAAUUUUGUGGAGAAAAAAAAACCUGUGAGCGAGAUGAUUUUUGUGAUAAAAUAAAUAAUUUGCAUUUAUUCGUAGGUACAUAUAAUACUCAUGUUUUAAGAUUGUGCGAUAUUAAUUUUAGUAAUAAAAUAUAUGUGUACUAGUAUAUAAUAAUAUUAAUAAUA
Messenger RNA from Temnothorax curvispinosus, 1687 nucleotides. RefSeq lists its product as uncharacterized. The transcript is spliced from 6 exons. The coding region runs from base 106 to 1551 and encodes 481 amino acids. The record is from RefSeq and is a predicted model, not a curated record. Gene Ontology annotation, cellular component: transcription regulator complex; nucleus. NCBI's taxonomy places the organism in Eukaryota, Metazoa, Arthropoda, Insecta, Hymenoptera, Formicidae. Gene Ontology annotation, biological process: regulation of transcription by RNA polymerase II.